GUGUGUGUGUGUGUGUAUGUGUGUGCGCGUGUAGGACCCGCAUUCGGCCGCAUCUUCACGUCUUGACCAAGUUCCACCCAUAAUUGUUAUGGCUCAAGACGAUGUUGUCAGGCAUCCAGUGUUUUCCUGCGGUACGACACCUUCCCAACACUAAGCUCCGAGAAGUCUUGUAAUGCCUCCCAAAGAGGCGCGUGCAGAGACACCUCCCCAAAAAAGAACCCCGACUAUUCCAGCUGUGCCUCCCAGUAAAGCAACGCCAAGCAGCGGAAUGUUGGUCACAGUGAUUUUGAUUGUUCUGUGGUACGUCAGUUCAAUGUUUGCGAUUACCACAUCCAAGUUGACUAUGCAAGCGGCGAAAGUCCCACUGGUGCUUUGCGUCGUGCAGUUCACAACCGCCACCGUUGUUUCGGGCACGGUGCUGGCCGUCCAGGGCUUGUCAGCUGGUCUUCCAGAGCGAAAGGGCACCUUCGUGCUGGGUAGUUGUUCUCUUACCUACACUUUGGGCUUCUUCUUCACGAACUUGGCGUUUUCCCUAGCACAUGCGUCCUUCGUAGAGACGGUGAAGUCUGGGGAGCCAAUCUCCACAGUGGUGCUGGCGUACUUUCUGCUGGGCGAGGUUGAGGGUACCGCGACGUAUGCGUCGCUUUUGCCCGUGGUGAUUGGUGUAGGGAUGGCCUCCGCUGGAGAGGCAGGCGGCACUAUUGCUGCGUUCAUGGCCACCGUCGCCUCGAACUUCGGAUUCAGUGCGCGCGCAGUGUUUGCAAAGCAGCUCAAGCAUGACCAUCCACAGAGUCCGCCAGCUAAGAGCGACGUCUGCUUAUUCUUCCACAUCUCUUGGAUGGGGCUGAUUGGCCUGCUUCCUUUGGCAGGCAUUCAAGAGGGGCCGAAGCUCCUUGCAGCCUUCAGCUCCCCUGAGUUCGACCUCUCCAGAUUUGUAUCGGUGAUUCUUCUCAAUGGUCUCAUGUACACGGCGUACAACCAGUUCAGUUUCAUGGUGCUCUCCCGCGUCAGCACUGCGACACAUGCGGUGCUUAACGUGUGCCGGCGGGUUUGUGUUAUUGGGGCUACCACAUUGUUCUUCAAUACCCCCCUAACGCUUGUCAACAUGAUUGGUAUUGGGGUUGCCGUCGCAGGUAUGUUCUGGUUCACUCAUGCGAAGAGUCAGCCUCAAAAGAAGCCAGAAACGAUGAAGCCAGAAUCGAAGAAGCAAUGAUGAUAACACAGGUGUCUUGGUGAUUUGUCUGUUUUAAUUUUCCAAAUCCAUUUUCCACUGUACAUGGAGCUGACCGCUACGCGUCUAGGCGUCUGUUCCAAUUAGCUGUAAGAGCCAACGUGGUCAGACCGUUCAGGGUCGUGCCCCUGCCCGUGCAGCGCUACUUUCAUUCGACCAGGAAGAAUGUUCGAGGGCAGAAAUCACCAAAGAGCCGCAUCUCUCACUGAGCAUCCGUGGUCAGAUCGGGCCAAUCCAUGGGUGCCCUCGAUUGCUUUCCGACG
Prorocentrum cordatum is the source of this 1494-nucleotide messenger RNA. Lineage: Eukaryota; Dinophyceae; Prorocentrales; Prorocentraceae. The record is from the annotation of a GenBank genome assembly.